Molecule: messenger RNA, 465 nt
Organism: Colletotrichum truncatum
Lineage: Eukaryota; Fungi; Ascomycota; Sordariomycetes; Glomerellales; Glomerellaceae
Source: RefSeq, a predicted model, not a curated record
AUGCUUCCACAACUCUCCCUCAUUUUGGCUCUGCCUAUUUUGGCGCUUGCUGCGCCAUCACCGGCUCCCCUUGAGCAUAGCAAGAGAGCCAUUACAUGCCUCAAGGUCGGCGCAACGGCGACUGCAAGGUGGACGAACAGCGCAGGCCAGACGUGCACCUUCACCGGUGUUGUCGGAAGCAACUACGGCGCCAACAGUGCCGGUUCUGGAGAUUACUCUUGCAACGGCCGCUGCGGGGCUGGAUGCAGUGGCGCCGCACUUGGCAACGCCUACACCCAGGACUGCUUCUCCCAUGAUAUCUGCUCGUACUUCAACAACGCCAGCGGUGGUGCAAGUGACCCCAACUGCGGUGCUGCUUACAACGCUGCCGUUGAUGACACUGCUCUCGGUUCGCUUAAUGGCUGCGGACAGACCAACCCGUCGAACUCUGUGUCCAAACCGUCAAACAGACCUGUAUGCAGUUAA